CCUGUUAUUUUCAUUCUAUGAAGCAGACAAAUAAAAAAAAACGGACCUUUCUGUUGGAUGGACAAGUGCUUUUCUGCCAUCGAAAGUCCAUUUCCAAUGUAAAUGCGAUGUAUUUUUGGGCCGCGAGGGUUUAAAUAAUAACGUUUAUAUACUGGACUCUAUACGUGAUGACGUAUGAGGACGAGUCACGCCGUUACGUCUGGUGUCAUUUCUUCCAACUCAGCCGCCGCUGUGUGGCCGGCCCAGCAACUUCCGGCUCCUCCGUGAAUCCGUUAUUCGCGGAUGAUUCUCAUUCUCCAGUAAAGCCAACAUCCCGCUGCCUGUGGCCGGUGGACGGAGCCGCGGUCCCCAUGGCGGAAUAAAGGUUCGGUCCCGGAGGUCGCUGCUGUAGCAGCAGCUGUGGUGAUGGUGUUGGACUCGUGUGACGUCGUCAUGGAUCGGGUCGAGGGUCAGUGCGUCAGGAGCGAUGAGCAGGUGAUGGAACCGGAAGUUCAAACGGGUCCAGUGAAACCCACCGUCCACGCUGGUCCGACGACCAAAGUCCUUCCCAAGGUAAGCAGUGCCACAAAGAAGGACAAGGUGUCCCACAACGGACUCCCAGCCCAGACCAAAGAGCGCCCCCUAGAGAAGAGGUCGUCAUCCACGAAGGGUGGGGCCAAAUCUUGUGUCCCCCUUUCCCGACCACUUAGCCUGGAGAUGACGCCCCAGCGCCUGCGAGGGUCGCGUGAGCAGAUGGCAGACAGGUGUCCUCCGUGGCGCAGUGGUCCCGCUGCCCCCUCGCCCCCCGCUCGCAGCCUGACGAGCCCCAGCCUGGGCGCAGGCGGCUGGAUGCGCCGUAGUGAGAGCACGUGUUCGGUUAACUGCUCCUUGGGCCCUCGAGCAAAGAGGGGGCAGAUGAGAUCUGCCACCUCACUGCCGCAUAUCGUGAAAGGUACGGGGGGCAGCACGCAGCCUACGGCCCCCCGCUCCUGCCUGCUUGUUGCCCUCAGACCACUCAACCUGGAGCAGGAGAAGCAGACAUUCUUCCAGUCAGACUUCAAGUAUGAACCUCAGUUUGAGUACACCCAGCCUGAGCCCAGGAGCGUGCUGGACAAGUACUGCGAGGGCUCAGGCCUCUUCCUGGAACAGGCGGUGGGCAUCAUGGAAUGUGUUCUAAGGAAAUUUGGCUCCUAUGAGAAGUUCGAGGAGGUGACCGCUGGAAACGUGCUCUCAAAAAGUCAGAUCUGGGCUUCAGUACGCAAAUACUUACAGAAAGAAGGCUGCGUGGGUGAGGUCGUGGUGCGUCUCUCAGAUGAGCUGCUGUCUCAGGCAGUGAUGGUGGUGGAGAGCUGUCGUCCCACUCUCACCAUCAACCUGGCUGGAGCUCGGCAGCACUGGCUGGAGGGAAUGAUGAGACAUGAGAUUGGUACACAUUACCUCCGUGGUGUCAACAACAGCCGGCAGCCCUGGGCCACUGCAGAGGGCAGGAGGAAGUUUGGGCUCAAACCAGCCAACCCAACAGAGGAGGGCCUGGCCAGCCUGCACAGCGUGCUGCUCAGGAAGCAGCCGUACCUGUGGCGGGCCGCGCUCCUCUACUACACGGUGCACCACGCCGCCAGCAUGAGCUUCAGCCAGCUCUUCAGCCACAUUGCACGCUUCGUCCAAAACCCCGACGUCCGCUGGGAGUACUGCCUGAGAGCCAAGAGAGGACAGACGGACACGUCACAGCCGGGCUGUUUCAGCAAAGAUCAGGUUUACCUGGACGGAAUCCUGCAGCUUCUUCGCUAUCGACGAUCCAUCGACUUCAAGAUGUUGACCUCCUUGGGAAAGGUUUCCUACAGGGACGUAGAGAGGCUGCGCCCCCUGGCGACUCUUUGCAGACCCAGAAUCCCACACUUCAUGAAAGACCAGGAGCGGUACCUGCAACACCUGGAUUACAUCGUCGCCUCGAACGAGCUGAACGAAUCGACACUCGAACGUCUUCUGCCAUAACGACCCAAAAAAUAAGCCAACGUCGUAGUGACGCAUUUGAAAAAAAAAAACUACGUCGAGUAUUUCUGGGCUUCUGUCCGAACAAUUAAAAAAAAAAGUUAACGUUGAAGGAAACAAACAAAAGGGACGUAAACACAAACACCUCCGAGCUCCUGCUCCACGGUCGUCCACAGCAUGUACCACCGGAGCUGCCGCCACAACGUUACCUCAACCCUGCAGCGAAAACACGGAACCAACGCAGUUCUUAAAAGUAUUGUGUAUUUACUGUACAUAUUUAAAUAUCAUAAUCGACACUAUUUAUUAUUUUGAUUCCAGACUGAAGACCUGUGGGGGGUUUUUUUUAAAAGCUUUUAUGCCGUUUUUAUGCCUUAAUUAUUUAUUUUGUGUUGCAUUUUUAUCAAAGGGGAAAAAAAAGGACACACUAUGUUCAGUCAAACAGGAAGUGGGGAAAAAGAAAACUGAGGCCGGAACCUGUAAAAAUAUCCAGUAACUUCCACUGGACUCAGAUCCAACUCGGACCUUUUAUUACCUGCUCAGUCCUUGGUGUCAUCUGUUACCGUGACAACCGUGCCACUCUUUUUAAACUAUGACUUUAGUCGAGCAGCCAACGUCAGCACAUUCACAGCUGUUGCUUUAAAACAUUAUUUAAAACAAUAUUAUUGCUACAAAAAUACUGUUACUUAUGACAAGAGAAAAACAAAUGACAAAUAUGUUCAAUAUUCCCCACAGUGGCACAUAAAGCUGUGCGCCACCAAAGGGGCCUUGCCCACCAUAUUGGGAACCAGAGGUAAAAACCUAAAAACGUGUUAAAAGUCUAGACUUCGAUGUUUGCACUUUUUGAUUUGUUUUAGCAAAGGCUUAGAAAAUGUGGACUGGGAUUGACUUAUUGAAAAGGUGAUUUACAGCAUGUAUAUAUGUACAUCUAUACAUGUGUAUACAUACGUGUACAUAUAUACACACCCAUAUAUGUACAUAUAUAUUUGUUCAUAUAUAUGUACAUAUAUAUAUAUAAUUAUAAUUGAUGAACUUAGAAAUUUAAAUUCAAAUAUUGUUGGAGUGUUCAGGGAAACUAGCCCCUCCAAACACGUGAAUUUUCUACGUCAUGUGGAACUGUACCUUUAGCCUGGAGCUGAAGCAAAUGAUCUGCGAUUAGUAAUGACUUACAGUUCGUUUGCAUCCAGAGAUCCGUCCACUGGUCGGUCAACAGGCCUGUGGUCGCUGUGCCUUCUUCACCGAUCAGCCGUUUUUGCUUUAUACAAUGUUUGACUUUUCACAUGCAACUGUGAGUCUCUGUCUGCAACAGAACUAAAGACCAGGACCCAGAGCAAACGUUUCAGCCCCGCCCUGAGUGCAAAGUAUGAACUCCAGUCUGAGAGUUUACAAAAAUCCAGAGUUAAUGAUCAGGUCCACUUUGAAUCUCUUCUCCUCUGAAGUUACUUCCAUUGAUAAGGAAGGUGUGAAAUUGUUCUAAACACUGAACUAUUCACUGAACUUCAUUGAUGAAAUCGUUGUUUUGUCUUUCACAUCAGCGCACAAGUGUAAAUGUAGCAGCUCGUCAGUGUUUUCUGUUCUGCAGACCACGUUGAACUUUCACUUUAUUAAAACUGCACAAAGUGUUAAAAAAAAAA
Messenger RNA from Cynoglossus semilaevis (tongue sole), 3599 nucleotides. Its product is annotated as kiaa0895l. Bases 406 to 1971 code for a protein of 521 amino acids. The transcript is spliced from 7 exons. The record is from RefSeq and is a predicted model, not a curated record. Lineage: Eukaryota; Metazoa; Chordata; Actinopteri; Pleuronectiformes; Cynoglossidae.